Molecule: messenger RNA, 2345 nt
Organism: Protopterus annectens (West African lungfish)
Lineage: Eukaryota; Metazoa; Chordata; Ceratodontiformes; Protopteridae
Exons: 8
Coding region: 532-1398 (288 amino acids)
Cellular component (GO): plasma membrane
Source: RefSeq, a predicted model, not a curated record
AUAUUUCACUGGUAUGUGAUGAAAUAGACCACAAUAACUGACGCUGAAAGACAAUCAGUUCCUGUACUAACACACCCACAUCUAAGUGCUGAAAAAUUAGCUGAAAGUCAAACAUUAACACAUCCAAGUGAUUUCUCUUCUGGAGCUCUAAUCCUGGUUAUUUUAUAUAGCUUGGAAAAAUCAGUCAGCAGCUGAGACAUUGUGAGACUCCAGAAAGCAGAGAACUGGAAUAAAUUCAAAGGUGGCUGUUUAGCAGGAUGAAUAAUACUUAUCAAGAAAGUGCAAGAACAACAAAACAAUAUCAACAGGUUGAAGUUAGUGAUGCUUUGCUGGCUGUGAUGAGAUUCUAACUACGUGCUUAAUAAAAGAUGAGAAGGUAAAGGGUAAGGAAAUUCAGCAUACCCACCCUGAAAUCCAUGUGUGGAUGUGCAUCUAUUUCCUUGGCGGUGUCAUUGCAUUAACUAAAGCAGUUUGGUGACUGAAAUAACCUACAGUAUACAGAGAAGGAAAGGGACAUAAAGGACAACAACAAUGAGAUACAUGAUCCUAGUUUUCUUCAUGGUGCUGUCAUUUGUGUGGCUAUGUGAAAAUCUUGUGGUUACACAAUACCCAAACUUCAUUGCUGGAAGAAAGGGACAUGCAAUCACUCUGAACUGUGACGUAGUCCAAAACAAGAGUAAAGAAAUACAUAGACCAGUUUUAUACUGGUACAUCAAACUCCCUGGUCAGGAACCAAUGGUUAUACACCCAGAGCGUACUAAAGAGUAUGGUGAUCGUGUGGAAAGAAUCAGUCCUAACAGUCAAACAGACAAAUCAGUAAAAAUCCAUGGACUACGGUUUAGUGAUAGCAGAAUAUAUUACUGCAUGAUGUCAUUUGUGUUUAAUGAAAAACCUGUAUCUAAAGAUGGAACAGGAACACAGGUCUUUGUCCAUGGUCCUAUGGAGGUGUGCAGUAAGAAUAAUGACACUGUUCUGGUGUGUGAGACAUCUGUGCCAAAAGUGGAAGAUGUCAGUAUCACAUGGCUGAAUGGAGAUACUGAGGUCCCUGCUGAAGAUUUCACUGUGCAGACCACAUAUACUGAAAGUGAAUCAUACUGUCUCGUCAGCGCACUCAACAUUAGCACAGGCAAGCAGCAUAACUCUACUUCUUACUACUGUGUGCUAAGGCACAGGGCAGGAGGCAUGAUCUCAAAUGCCAGCUGGGACCUACCUGUGACCAAUCUAACCAAGCCAGGAAAAGAGCCUGUUCUUCUGUAUACAUUGUUUAUACUGAAUGGAGUGGUUAUACUUAUAAUUAUUGUUUGCUAUCUGCUCUAUAGCACUGUCUACUCACAGCACAGAUCUCAGUAUAGGAGACCUAUACUCGUGCCACAAAUGACCAGAAACAGACUUCGUUAACAUCGAUCAGCUGAAGUGUGGCUAAUCUUUGGACAGGAUGUCUUACACAGCCCCACAUCAUUCUACAUUGGUUGGAUGUGGACAUCAUGCUGGCAAUCAACAAGUCUUUUCUUCAGAAUAAAGUGUCAUUCCUGUACCUUACAGCACAUUAAAGAACAUUUUAAAGGCAUUUUUGGGAUUAACUUGUACAUAAAUAACUUUCUUCAAACAAUUUAUCUUAUACCUCUGACUUCAUUCAUUUAUAUAUUAAAAAAUCUGUGUUAUCCAGGUGUUGAAUGCACACAUGCAGUCACUGAGACAUUGCAUGCACACCUCUGGACAAUUUGGAAGGUCAAAAGUUCAUCUACAGCAUUUGUUUCCUAGGCGAGUAGAAGCUGGAACACAGGAAAACUCACAGAGAUGCAAGAAGGGCAUGCAGACUCCACACAGGAGGUUCCCCACCUGGUACUAAAAUGGACUUUAAUAAAGUUCUAAUGACUAGGGAAGUAAGUAUGCAAUUACAUAGUGUCACAAAGUAACCAUGCUUUGUUUAAAAAAUCUUGUAUGAUUAAUGCCACAUACAUUUUCAUUUUCCUGAAAUAAAUACAUGGAAAUGUGGUACUUAUUUUCGACUCAAACCCUCUAAUUAGUCCAGCAGCAAAGCAACUAGAUGAAACAAGCAAUAAUGGUUACUAAAUAUUUGGAAAUAAUGAAGAAUAGCAAAUAAGCAACAGUUUUAAAAUUUUCAGCACUGAUGUUAUGUUAUGGGUCUAUAUUUCUGAAAACAUUAUUAAGAAUAUUAAGUAUACUAAAGACAUUUUGUUUUAUUUAUUGUUUAUUCUUAUUUUGCAUUUAUCUCUGUUACCCACAUUGGAUGAGAGUGAAAACUUUGAAUUUGUCCUACUUUAUUCAACAACAGACAAAUAAUUAAUUAAAUAAAUAAAUAAAAUAAACCACUUUGAAAAUGA